Molecule: messenger RNA, 1873 nt
Organism: Cebus imitator (Panamanian white-faced capuchin)
Lineage: Eukaryota; Metazoa; Chordata; Mammalia; Primates; Cebidae
Gene: SKA3
Product: spindle and kinetochore associated complex subunit 3
Exons: 7
Coding region: 230-1402 (390 amino acids)
Biological process (GO): mitotic cell cycle; chromosome segregation
Cellular component (GO): outer kinetochore; spindle microtubule
Source: RefSeq, a predicted model, not a curated record
GCGUACCUGAGGAAUCCUCCUCUCCGCGGCCGCCGGCAGUGGCGGAAGCGCACGCUUCUCGCGCUGUCUCCUGGCACCUAGGCGAGACUUCAGCUCUCGCGAGAGAGGACUGCGCCUGCGCAGAAUCGAGGACGCGUCCGGCGCCGAGACAUUCAAACUGGUGGCGGGAGGCUGUGAGGUGAGCGGUGGCGUCCACGGACGUCUGGAGCCCUUCCCCGCUGUGCUCAUCAUGGACCCGAUCCGGAACUUCUGCGGGAAGCUGCGGUCUCUGGCCAGCACGCUAGACUGCGAGACGGCCCGGCUACAGCGAGCGCUGGACGGAGAGGAAAGUGACUUUGAAGAUUAUCCAAUGAGAAUUUUGUAUGACCUUCAUUCAGAAGUUCAGACUCUAAAGGAUGAUGUUAAUAUUCUUCUUGAUGAAGCAAGAUUGGAAAGUCAAGAAAGCAUUGAUUUCAUGAAGGCAACAAAAAUACUAAUGGAAAAAAAUUCAAUGGAUAUUAUGAAAAUAAGGGAGUAUUUCCAGAAAUAUGGAUAUAGUCCACGUGUCAAGAAAAAUUCAGUGCACGAACAAGAAGCCAUUAACUCUGACACAGAGUUAUCUAAUUGUGAAAAUUUUCAGGAGCCUGAUGUGAACAAUGAUGAGAACAGGUCUGAUCCUCCUGUAGCAAGCAGUUGUAUUUCUGACAAGUCUCCACGUAGUCCACAACUUUCAGAUUUCGGACUUGAGCGGUACAUAGUAUCCCAAGUUCUACCAAACCUUCCGCAGUCAGUGAACAACUAUAAGGAAGAGCCCGUAAUUUUAACUCCACCUACCAAACAGUCACUAGUAAAAGUACUAAAAACUCCAAAAUGUGAACUAAAAAUGGAUGAUUUUGAGUGUGUAACUCCUAAAUUAGAACACUUUGGUAUCUCUGAAUAUACUAUGUGUUUAAAUGAAGAUUACACAAUGGGACUUAAAAAUGUGAGGAAUAAUAAAAGUAAGGAGAGCGCAGAUACAGAAUCGAGGCCCAAUGAUAAUGUUUUUACCACUCCUGGCCCUACCAUCCAGCAGUUGGGAAAAAGUGAUGCCGAGUUGACAGAUUCUCCUUUGGUACCUACAUUGUGUACUCCUGGUUUGAAAAUUCCAUCUACGAAGAACAGCAUAGCUUUGGUAUCCACAAAUUACCCAUUACCAAAAACAAAUUGUUCAUCAAACGAUUUGGAAGUUAAAGAUUGUACUUCGUUGGUUUUAAAUUCAGACACAUGCUUUGAGAAUUUAACAGAUCUCUCUUCACCUACGAUUUCUUCUUAUGAGAAUCUUCUCAGAACACCUACACCUCCAGAAGUAACUAAAAUUCCAGAAGAUAUUCUCCAGGUUAUUUUUCCAGGCUAUUUUUUUUUUUCUGAUAUUCUUUCAAAGUGAAGUACUUAAAGACCUGAAACUGCAUAUAAACUGUCUUAUUUAUCAUUGGGCUAAUGUGCUAAUUUUGGUGAUGAGAAAAUCUAAAUUCUAGGCUGUCAGGACCUUAUUUUCUAAUACUUGUUCAACUGUGGCUUCCUUACUGAUCAUGGUUCCAUUAGAAGUGUUGCUGGCAAAGUCAGUAAAGUCAUUUAUUUACACUACGAUUUCCCAGAGCCAGGGUAUCAUGAAUUUAUGAUGCUGUAUUUUUACUGUACAUUUUCUAUGCUUAGAUAUACAAGUACCACUGUGUAGCAAGUGCCUACACUAUUGAGGACAGUUACAUGCUGUUCAGGUUUGUAGCCUAGGAGCAAUAGGCUAUACCAUAUGCCUAGGUGCGUAGUAGGGUAUACUGUCUAGGUUUAUGUAAGUACUGUGGUGUUCACACACAGUGAAAUCGUAAUGAUGCAUUUCUCAAGUUGUAUCCCCAUUGUU